Messenger RNA from Rhodamnia argentea, 1137 nucleotides. RefSeq names its product serine/arginine-rich splicing factor 4. NCBI's taxonomy places the organism in Eukaryota, Viridiplantae, Streptophyta, Magnoliopsida, Myrtales, Myrtaceae. The transcript is spliced from 5 exons. The record is from RefSeq and is a predicted model, not a curated record. Bases 210 to 914 code for a protein of 234 amino acids.
UUGUAUCUCGCGGGUUGCGAUUCUCUACGACUCUCGAUCUAGCCUCCAAAAAUCUGAUCGGACUCGGUUCUUGGAAUUCCCGUUCCAACGCACUGAAAUUCGACAUCCGAUGAAAACCUAGAAAUCUUCUGUCCCUUCACGUCCAUAGGCUUCGUAUCGCUUGAAAUCGAACUCUUCCCGACCGGGACUCUGUUCGAUUUCGUCCGGAAAUGGGGAAGAAUCAGGCUUACAAAGCCAUGCAGAGAGCGAGGCUUGGCUCGAGCUCUGCUGCUCCUGAAGUGGUUGAAGAUGGCAUGGUGGAUGGUUCUUUUCAUUCACCAGCAUGGCAUGCUGCUCGUUUGGCAAGCCUUAAUACCUCUCAUACAAUCACGUGGGAAGAAUUCAAACAGAAGCAGAAGGAAGAAGAGAUCAAGAAGGGGGAAUUGGAAAAAGACAAAGAUAAGAUGAUGAGAGAGUACAGAGCACAGCUAGAUGCUGAAAGGGCAUGCAAGCUUGCGCAAGGAAGAAACCACUCUAGUAGGAAAUCUAAGCAGAAAAAGGAUCGAAAGGAGAAAGAUGAAAGGAAACGCAGUGGCAAGAGAAAGCAGAGGUCAAGGAGGAGAUCUUCGGAUUCUAGCUCCUCAGGCUCUUCUGAUGAUCCAAGUGACGAAGAAGAAGAGAGGGAAUCUAAAAGAUCGAGGUCCAGGUCUAAAAGAAAUAAAAAGGAGAAGAAGCACCGGUCUAGCUCCUCUAGCUCAUCUUCUGAUUAUUCAAGUGAUGAAGAAGAAGAAGAGAGGGAAUCUAAAAGAUCGAGGUCCAGGUCUAAAAGAAAUAGAAAGGAGAAGAAGCACCGGUCAAGAAAACGGAGUGGCAGCGAUGAUGGAGGAACUGGUCCCGUACCACUCUCCAGAUUCUUCGGAAAUGUUAAGAGUUAGCUGUUUUGCCGUGUAGCCUGCAUGCCUUGUAUUUGUAAAGAUUAUCCUCCUAAAACAGGAGAGGAGUUGAUGACUUGAUUGUUUCACUUAUGCAUUCGUUAAUCCUUAUUUUAUUAGCCAUCGAUAUCUCAUUUCUACUUCUAGCCUUUACUUAAGGAGAUGUAAGAAUGGUUGUAACUUUUAUAUUUGAAUUAGAAUAACAUGGCUGCGGAGCUUUGAAGGG